Molecule: messenger RNA, 879 nt
Organism: Leptopilina boulardi
Lineage: Eukaryota; Metazoa; Arthropoda; Insecta; Hymenoptera; Figitidae
Product: ras-related protein Rab-32-like
Exons: 6
Coding region: 101-751 (216 amino acids)
Biological process (GO): vesicle-mediated transport
Cellular component (GO): vesicle; trans-Golgi network; Golgi apparatus
Molecular function (GO): GTP binding; GTPase activity
Source: RefSeq, a predicted model, not a curated record
CCGCUUAUCAUUCAGUAAUGAAAUUGUCAUCCUAUUGACAUCAUCGUGAAAUAAAAAUUUCUAAACCAUACAAUUAAUAAUUUUGUUUCUUUUUUUAAAAAUGAAAUCCAGAAGAGAUUCUGAUAUUUCUCUAUCAAAUUCUAAUCAAAGUGAAUUACUUUUCAAAAUUCUUGUUAUCGGUGAUUAUGGCGUUGGCAAAACAGCAAUUGUUAGAAGAUACACGGAAGGAAAGUUUUCCUCAAAUUAUAAAAUUACAAUAGGAGCUGAUUUUGCAAUUAAAACACUUGAAUGGGAUCGUCAUACAAAAAUAAAUUUACAACUAUGGGAUAUUGCCGGAAACGAGAGACACGGAUACAUGACCCGUGUUUAUUAUAAAUAUGCAGUUGCUGCAGCAUUAGUUUUUGAUGUAUCGCGAGCAGCAACAUUUCAAUCAGUGAGAAAAUGGCUUAGUGAUCUUCGGGAAAAAAUUACAUUGCCAGAUGGUUCCAAUAUUCCAAUAGUAUUGUUGGCUAAUAAAUGUGACAUUAAAGAAGUUGCCGUUUCUAAUGAGCAAAUUGUGAAAUUUUGCAAGGAAAAUGGUAUUGGAUGUUGGUACGUGACUUCCGCCAAAGAGAAUCUAAACGUUGAUGAAGCGAUGCAGUAUCUUGUGGAAAAUACACUAAAAGCCAAAGUUCAAGACGAAAUUCGAGAUUCGAUAAAAUUAAAAAAUUCACCAUUAAUUCAAAAAAAGGCAUCGUGUUGUAAAUUUUAAUUUUUUCUGAAAAAACUUUCGCCAAAAUUGUGUUUGAACUUUUUAUAUUGGGAAAAAUAAUUAACAAUUUUUGUGAAUUAUCUGUUAUAUUAACAUAUUUCACUGUACAGAGUAUAAUUCUAGAAUUC